AUGGAAAAAGUCAAACCAACAAAUCACAAGGCCAUUGAAGGUAGAUUUACGGCAUUAAUGCUUGCCGCCAAGCUUGGAAAACUCCAGACUGUUCGUGUCUUGCUUAAAUUCAAUGCUGACAUCAAUAUUCAAGAUUCAGAAGGUCUGUCAGCAUUAAUGUUUGCUUCUCAGAAAGGGCAUUUUGAGAUAGCAGAGUUUCUGUUAAAAUCAGGUGCUGAUUUCCAAUUGGAAAACUUUGAGGGGGAAACAGCAUUAUCCUUAGCAUUUAAAAAUGGCCAUCUAAAUAUCAUUAACAUUCUCAAAGAUUUUGUGGAUAGAAAUUAUUCAUCAAACAAAGAAUGUAUUCGCCACAUUGCUUGUGCUAUCCAGUCUCUGAAAGAAACAGAUGUUAAUAAAAGAAAACUAAUACACGCUACUUUAAAUGAAGAUCGUAAUGCAAUCCAGUCCUUACUAUAG
This is a messenger RNA of Biomphalaria glabrata, 456 nucleotides long. Its product is annotated as putative ankyrin repeat protein RF_0381. NCBI's taxonomy places the organism in Eukaryota, Metazoa, Mollusca, Gastropoda, Planorbidae. Gene Ontology annotation, molecular function: protein binding. The record is from RefSeq and is a predicted model, not a curated record. The transcript has a single exon. Gene Ontology annotation, cellular component: cytoskeleton; cytoplasm. Gene Ontology annotation, biological process: negative regulation of actin filament polymerization. The coding region runs from base 1 to 456 and encodes 151 amino acids.